Cuscuta campestris is the source of this 1742-nucleotide messenger RNA. NCBI's taxonomy places the organism in Eukaryota, Viridiplantae, Streptophyta, Magnoliopsida, Solanales, Convolvulaceae. The record is from the annotation of a GenBank genome assembly.
AAAAUGUCUCUGAAAAGUUUUGACAAUUUUGAGGCAAGUCUAGAUAAGGUUAGUUAAGUAAGGCGGGUGUUCUUUAUUUCAUCCUUUCUCUAAUUUCGCCCCCCCAUCUCCAGCCAUGCCCGAAGCUUCUACCAUUCUCCAGCCCACACUUUUCUCUCCUUUCUCCCAUGGAACCCAUUCUGUUCUCACAUUUCGCGCAUUCUUCAGAAGAAGCCCUACCGCGCGUUGCUCGAAGCUCCAGGCCCUCCCUUGGGGCUGUGAUACCUAUUCGCUCGAGAACGCCUCUGCUUUCCAGAAAUGGCUGUUGGAUUCUGGUCUUCCUCCCCAGAAAAUGGCCAUACGGAGAGUGGAUGUUGGCGAGAGAGGCCUCGUUGCUCUCAAAGGCAUCAGGAAGGGAGAGAAGCUGCUCUUCGUGCCUCCCUCCCUCGUCAUUACCCCCGAUUCGGAGUGGAGUGUCCCCGAAGCUGGCAGAGUGUUAAAAAGUUAUGGUGUGCCAGAUUGGCCGUUGAUAGCAACAUAUUUGAUCAGUGAGGCAAGCCUGAUGAAGUCUUCAAGAUGGAAUAACUAUAUCUCUGCCUUGCCUAGACAGCCCUACUCGCUUUUAUACUGGACCCGUUCAGAGCUUGACAGAUAUCUUGAAGCAUCACAAAUAAGGGAGAGAGCAAUUGAAAGAGUGAAUGGUGUCGUUGGAACGUACAAUGACUUGAGGCUCAGAAUAUUUUCUAAACAUCCAGAGUUAUUUCCUGAAGAGCUAUUCAAUAUGGAUACCUUUAAAUGGUCGUUCGGCAUCCUCUUUUCACGUUUGGUCCGUUUGCCCUCAAUGAAUGGAAGGGUUGCAUUGGUUCCUUGGGCAGACAUGUUGAACCAUAGUUGUGAGGUGGAAACUUUUCUGGAUUAUGAUGAAUCAUCACAAGGCAUUGUGUUCAAAACUGAUAGGGCAUAUCAGCCAGAUGAACAGGUUUUUAUAUCAUAUGGAAAGAAGUCUAAUGGAGAGCUGUUGCUUUCGUAUGGAUUUGUCCCUAGAGAAGGCACCAAUCCCAAUGAUUCAGUUGAAUUGUCAGUGUCGAUUAACAAGUCUGACAAAUGUUACAAGGAGAAAUUAGAAAUUUUGCAAAAGCACGGGUUAUCCACAUCAGAAAGAUAUCCUGUACAAAUUACUGGGUGGCCAAAGGAGUUGAUGGCUUAUGCUUAUCUAGCAGUCAGCCCCCCGAAGAUGAAUAGAAAAUUCGAAGAGAUGGCUGCUGCUGCAUCAAAUAGGACUCCAUCAUCCAAGAAGGGUAUGAUCCGGUAUUCUGAAAUAGAGGAGGAUGCAUUACAGUAUAUUCUAGAUUGCUGUGAGUCUGCCAUAUCAAAGUACUCCAAAUUCCUUCAGGCGAAUGGCGAAAUGGAUCUGGAUGUAACCAAUCCACAGCAACUUAAUAGAAGGGUAUUUCUCAAACAGCUUGCAAUGGAUUUGUGCACAAGUGAAAGGAGGAUACUAUACCGGGCACAAUAUAUAUUGAGGAGAAAGUUGAGGGACAUAAGGAGUGGUGAACUAAGGGCCUUUCAGAUUUUUAAUGGUCUGAAGAACCUUUUCAAAUAAGAGUGCCCCAUUUCCCUUUUAACUUCACAGCAAUUAUUAGUAUGUCAAUACUCUCAUGUUAGUGUUGGUAAUUUGGUAUAUGGAUGGAUCUUUAUGGUACCAUCUCUGUCUCAGUGUAUUCUCCUUUGUCAUCAUUGCCCAAUAAAGAGGUGUCGUCCUA